AUGUACUUAAUAAAUCUUCUCACCACGAUUGUCCCCGUACUAUUAGCUGUAGCAUUCCUAACUUUAGUUGAACGAAAAAUCUUAGGUUAUAUACAAUUACGCAAAGGACCAAACGUCGUAGGCCCCUAUGGCCUUCUUCAACCUAUCGCAGAUGCCGUAAAACUAUUUAUUAAAGAACCUUUACGACCGCUAACAUCAUCCAUUACCAUAUUUAUUAUUGCCCCAAUCUUAGCCCUAACCCUAGCCCUAACUAUGUGAGCUCCCCUGCCUAUACCACACCCACUAAUCAACAUAAAUCUCAGCAUUCUAUUUAUACUCGCUAUAUCAAGCUUAGCUGUCUACUCUAUCCUCUGAUCUGGCUGAGCUUCUAAUUCUAAAUAUGCCCUAAUUGGAGCCCUACGGGCUGUAGCCCAAACAAUCUCUUACGAAGUAACCCUAGCAAUUAUUCUCCUAUCUGUACUACUAAUAAGUGGUUCAUAUUCCCUAUCCACCUUAAUUACAACUCAAGAAUAUAUAUGACUAAUUUACCCCUCAUGACCUCUCACAAUAAUAUGAUUCAUCUCAACCCUAGCAGAAACUAACCGAGCCCCCUUUGACCUCACAGAAGGUGAAUCAGAACUAGUUUCUGGCUUCAACGUAGAAUAUGCAGGAGGACCCUUCGCCCUGUUUUUUCUAGCGGAAUACGCCAACAUCAUCAUAAUAAAUGCCCUAACAACAACCCUAUUCCUAGGAGCCUACCACAACCCAAUCUUUCCCGAAUUAUAUACAAUUAACUUCGCAAUCAAGACACUCUUACUUACAACAACAUUUCUAUGAAUUCGCGCAUCCUAUCCACGCUUCCGAUACGAUCAAUUAAUACACAUUUUAUGAAAGAACUUUCUACCUCUAACACUAGCCCUCUGCAUAUGAUACGUAACUAUACCUAUCAUAACAGCUGGAAUUCCACCACAAACAUA
Molecule: messenger RNA, 956 nt
Organism: Artibeus jamaicensis (Jamaican fruit-eating bat)
Lineage: Eukaryota; Metazoa; Chordata; Mammalia; Chiroptera; Phyllostomidae
Source: the annotation of a RefSeq genome assembly